Cicer arietinum (chickpea) is the source of this 1893-nucleotide messenger RNA. Its product is annotated as RHOMBOID-like protein 9, chloroplastic. The record is from RefSeq and is a predicted model, not a curated record. Gene Ontology annotation, molecular function: serine-type endopeptidase activity. NCBI's taxonomy places the organism in Eukaryota, Viridiplantae, Streptophyta, Magnoliopsida, Fabales, Fabaceae. Gene Ontology annotation, cellular component: membrane.
CUUAGUUCUAUGUGUUUAAGAAAAAAAUCUGCUUAUAGAAUAAGUUUUUGUCAGUCUUAUCUAUUUUCAUCCCUAAUUGUAGUUAUAUCAUAUUAGAUGAUUUAAUCUCCACAUUUCCACUUAGAGAAGACCCUGUUUACAUAAAAAAAGAAAAAAAAAAGAAAAAUUCAAUCAACCAUCACGAAGCCAUAUAUAGUAAUGCAAUUAAUGCCGGUACUAAGUAACAACUGCUCUAACCUGAAUUCUGAAGCUCUUCCUGAUAACUGAUAACCAAACUAACUUACACAGGUUUUCAUGGCUGCAUUUUCAAUAUGUUACAGAACACCUUACAAGGAUCAAAAUCUACAAACUCAAAGUGUAAUUAGACAGAAUGGCAAAAGGUUCAUGAAUGAUUGUGAUAAUAUGCUCAAGGCCGCGACAAAAUUACGUGUUCAGUGUUUAUCAGAGCCUAAAUCUAUUGAGAAUCAACUAAGAUCAUUAGAUUCUUAUUUUGGAAAAAUCCAACAUGAUACUAAAUUACAUGUUUCUGAUACAUCAAAUGAUGUAAUGAAGGUGUACCAAAGAAAUGAUCAAUAUGGAUCAAAACAUGGUCUAGAGUCUCUUGAUGAGUAUCUUGGUAAACUAAAUAAUGGCAUAAAUCAAGAAUCUCGCGCGGCGUCUAAUGUUGAAAAUCAUAAGGAUGGAUAUUUAGUUCCAACACAAAUUAUCAGCCAAGAUACUCAAAGAACAAAAUUUAAGAAACCAAAUACUUUUGUGAAUAUAAGAAGUGGUCCAAUAUCUGCUUUAGAUUCACAGCAGCAAAAUGAAACCUCCAAUCUUUACCUCAUUGGUAUAUUGGCAUCAGUGAACAUUGCAGUGUUUCUAUUUGAAAUAGCAAGUCCUAUAAGGAAUGAUGAAUUAAUGCUGUUUUCACUUCCUCUGCUAUAUGGAGCAAAGAUAAAUCAUUUGAUCAUGGUUGGAGAAUGGUGGAGGCUUAUAACACCAAUGUUUCUGCAUGCAGGAAUAUUUCACAUGGCUCUUAGUUGUUGGGCCCUUGUAUCAUUUGGGCCUCAAGUUUGCAAAGGCUAUGGUUCCUUUACAUUUUUCUUAAUCUACAUACUUGGUGGAGUUUCUGGAAAUUUGGCAAGUUUUCUACAUACUCCUGAUCCAACUGUUGGUGGAACUGGACCUGUAUUUGCAAUAAUUGGUGCUUGGCUCAUGUACCAAAUUCAAAAUAAAGAUGUUAUUGCAAAUGAUGAUUCUGAGAAUCUAUUCCGAAAGGCGAUAGUUAUCACAGCUCUUGGUUUCAUAUUAUGCAACAUUGGUCCAAUUGAUGAAUGGUCACAUUUUGGAGCAGCUUUCACAGGCAUGGCAUAUGGCUUUCUAACUAGUCCAACUCUUCAGUUGAAUGAAACAUCACCAAGAACUGGUGGAAAAGGAAUCAAACUUGUUACCAAAUAUGGUGGUUCUUUUAAAUCACUAAUUAUAUUCGCCAUAUUCAUCGUCGUGUUAAGCUCAUUCCUUUUGUUUAUGGAGCCACCUCUCAUUGCAUUGGCACCUGUUAAUGAAGUAGCAGUUAUCGCCUUGGAAUAUAUGUAGCUAUUUCGUUGAUGCAACAUGUCAUCGACUUGUCAGGUUUUUCCGAAAGAUUUAUCUCGUAGGACGGUGCUGUCAACUGUCAUACAAAAAUAUGUACAUUUUAUAAAUAUAGAGUAAGAAGAGUUGAAAUGCAUCAUGGAAGCAUUUGAUAUGAUAUUACUAAGAUUAGGCUCUCUUAUUUCUGUAUAUGAUUGUAUGAGCUUAGUCCUUGGCCACAAAGAACAAUAGAUGUAACACAAACAAUAAUGUUUUUAAUGAUCUUUCCCAAGAUAGAGUAUACAACAUAUACACAAUAUGAAUUAGUAGUUUGUGACA